AUGGUAUCCACCAGAUCUUCCAACGUCAGGGCUCCCGCUGUUGAAUUGGCCGAAAACGGAAAAUCACUUAAAAGAGUGGUCAAGAUUAAAAAAGGUGGUAUUAGGGGUCGUCCAAAUAAACCAAAACCAGUAAAAUCGGCAGCCAAAAAAUUAAAGGCAGACAUUGAAAAAUCAAUCCCUAAACCUGCCACCAUUGAAACUGUCACUAUAACUAAAGAAAAGAAUGUUGUUCCUGCUAAAGAGAAGAGUAUAGCUCCUACGCCUGUGAACACCACUUUUAAGAUUGUUAAACCAGAAACAAGAGGGAGAAAGAGAAAAAUUACCGUUCCUGAAGUACCUAAGUCUGCUCCAUCCCCUCCUAAAUCGGAAAUUACUAGUACCGAAACUAAGUCAAAACAUCACCAAGAAAAAGAAUCACAAUCACAACCAUCACCACCACCACCGCAACCACAACCCAAAUCAAAGCCAAUUGAAGAAACCAAGCCAGAACCAGCACAACCGAAAUAUUUAGAUAUAUUACCUCUCAAUAGAAAAGAUCCAAGAGGUAGAAAAAGAAAACAGGUUAUUCAAAUUGAUCAUGAAUCAAGUUCAAAAUCAACUAACACCACAAUCACUACACCUCCACUCUCUCCUAUAUCAACCACUAUAACUAUACCAGAUGAAUCACCAAUUUCAACUCCUGCACCAUCAUCGUCUGCAACUUCUUCCACUACCUUACCAUCUAAAAUAAAAUCAACAUCUACAGCUCCCCGUACUACAGCUCCUCGUUCUAAGCCAAGAGCUAGACAUUCAACUGUUACAUCUAUUAUUUCACAAAGAAUAGAUGAAAAUGACUUUCCUACCAUAGGAGAGUCUGGUGACUCGAUUCCAAGAGUAAGGAAAAAGUAUAAUAUUGAUCGUGAUAAUAUUAAGAUUAAUAAAAGAAUUAUGAGUAAAGAUACACAUCAAGUUAUAAAAAUGUUUAAGAAAUUUGAUAAUGAAGUAUUAACUAAUCCUGAAGCUAAGCAAUUAUUAUUAUCAUUAGGAUUUGAAACUAGAAAAAGAUAUAUUACAACUUUUAAACAUUAUAUGAGAUUUUGUUGUUCAAAAAAUUUAGAGAAUUUUUUUGUUACAGGUGAAUUAAUGAAACAAUUUUAUGAAGAACAAUUCUCAAAAAGUUCAAGUAAUAAUCCAAUUAUCAGAUUAAGAAAAAUGGACCCUGCUUUUAGUAAAUUACAAGAAAUUAAUUAUUUGGUUUAUAAAUUACCUUUUAAAGAAAUUCCAAAUCGUCAAGUUGCUUUUAACUAUUUAUUAGUUACUGAAUCUGGUUUCACCAAUGGUGAUGAAACUAAAGUUGAAAGUGUGUCUGAAACCCCUGAAGCCAACUUGGAAAGUAUUCAAAGUAAGGCCCCAGAGAGUCAAAUCCACAUAAAUGUUGAUUCAAAUUCUGCCAGUUCAAGUAUUCAUCCAUCUCCAGAAAUGAAACCUCCUAAGUUAAGUAGUGCUAACGACAAAAAUGGUCCAAGGGUUAUUGCGUAUCCUCAUAGAGUUCUUGAAGAAGAAGGAUUUACUCCAGGACAUCAACAGCAGCAACUACAACAGCCACAUCAUCAUCAUAUGCAACAUAUUCCUCCGAUUGCUCCACAACCACCAAGUCAGAUUCAAACUACAGUACUUCCACCAGUUACCAUCCCUCCUACUAUCCAACAGCAACAAGUUUCAAUACCUGUUCCUGUUCCUGUUCCUGUUCCGGUAACACCUAUGAUGUCGGUGCAACAACAUUCUCCUCUCCCACCUCAUCAUCAACCGCAACCAAUACAAACAUCAUCUCAACAUCAGCAGCAAAAGUCGUCUAAAUCUUCAAGAAGUAAAAGUGAAAGACGUAGAACACCAUUUAGAAAAGAAACCAUUCAUCGUGUUAAGAAUCAAUUUACCGAUACGCGUGCAGAAAUUCUUAAGCACAUUGCUGAUGCAGCUCAAAAUAUAAAUCAAAUUCCUCAAUUAAAUAUGCAAGAUAUUGCUAACAAUUAUGGAUUCUUAUAUCAACAAGUAAAUAGAAGCUUAGAGCAUUAUCAUGGUUUCCUUGAACAAUGCUUUAAGUUACCUAGUAAGAGUGGUUUUAUGCCAGUUGAAGUGUACGUUCCACCACACCAACAACAGAUAGUUCAACAAGCACCACUAGUACAACAACAAUCACCACCACCCCAACAACAAGCACCUGCACAAGGACAAGCGUAUCAGCAACCAGUCCGUUCUCCAAUUUUAGAUAUGAAUCAUGAUAUUUUUACUGUUUAUGAAAUUGUUGAAGAAUGGUAUGUUGUUGCUCCAUCUAUUGAAUAUAGAUUAAGAAACUGGGGAGAAUAUUGGAUCAAAGAUGAAAUUGAUCAUGAAGCAUUCUUAGAUCGUAGGUCAAUUGUUAAAUUUGUGGAUAGAUUAGCUACUGAAGCUAAAGAAGAUAGAUUUAGAAUGGCUAAUCUUUGUGAUAGAUAUAUCCAUGAUAAGCUGAUCUUAGAAGAAUUCAUUACUGAAAUCGAAUUAGAUGAAGAUGAUUUAUUUAAGCGAGUUUUACGUUACAGAAAGCGUAAUACUUAA
Molecule: messenger RNA, 2571 nt
Organism: Scheffersomyces coipomensis
Lineage: Eukaryota; Fungi; Ascomycota; Pichiomycetes; Serinales; Debaryomycetaceae
Exons: 1
Coding region: 1-2571 (856 amino acids)
Source: RefSeq, a predicted model, not a curated record